Molecule: messenger RNA, 5131 nt
Organism: Cyclopterus lumpus (lumpfish)
Lineage: Eukaryota; Metazoa; Chordata; Actinopteri; Perciformes; Cyclopteridae
Gene: rabep1
Product: rabaptin, RAB GTPase binding effector protein 1
Exons: 18
Coding region: 100-2682 (860 amino acids)
Biological process (GO): endocytosis
Cellular component (GO): intracellular membrane-bounded organelle
Molecular function (GO): GTPase activator activity; growth factor activity
Source: RefSeq, a predicted model, not a curated record
ACCGGAAUCCGCACUCUUCGCCCUUCCUCGGCGGCUUAACACUAAUUGUGAUGUUAGCCUGUUUUCUUGGACACUCCCGGUAACUGCCUCAGGAAAACCAUGGCCGAGCAGGCCUCAGGACCCCCUCUGUCGUCCCAACAUGACGAGGUGCUCCAGCAGCGAGUGGCCGCUCUGGAGCAGGAGCGGAACGAGUUCAUCAAACUCAAGCACCAGCUGGAGGCCGAGUUCAACCAAAAGCGAGCCAAGUUCAAAGAGCUCUACGUGUCCAAGGAAGAGGAGCUCAAGAGGCAGAACGUGGUGCUGGAGGGCGCUCAGGUCGAGCUGAGCUGCGUCCUGGACCAGCUGUCUCACGCCCGCACCGAGGUGGAGACCAUCAAAACGGUGGCCACCUUGUCGGAGAACACCAAGCAGGAAGCCGUCGACCAGGUCCGCAGCCAGUGGCAGGAGGAGGUGGCCUCGCUGCAGGCCAUCAUGAAAGAAUCCGUGUGUGAGUACGAGGUCCAGUUUCACCACCGUCUGGAGCAGGAGCGGGCCCAGUGGAACCAGUAUCGGGAGGCAGUGGAGAGGGAACUAGGUGAGCUGAGACGCCGCCUCACCGAGGGCCAGGAGGAGGAGAACCUGGAAGACGAAAUGAAGAAAGCGCAGGAAGAUGCAGAGAAGUUGCGUUCAGUGGUGAUGCCCAUGGAGCACGAGAUCGCUGCCCUGAAAGCCAGGCUGACUAAAGCCGAGGACAGGGUGAGGGAACUGGAGGCCUCCAAGGUGAAGGAGCUCAAUCACGUCCUGGAGGCCGAGAAGUCGUGUCGUACCGACCUGGAGAUGUACGUCGCCGUGUUGAACACUCAGAAGUCCGUCCUGCAGGAAGACGCGGAGAAACUACGGAAAGAGCUCCAUGAUGUCUGUCACAAGCUGGAGUUGGAGCGGCAGCAGCACAACCAGCUGAAACACACGUGGCAGAGAGCCAACGACCAGUUCCUCGAGUCCCAGCGUCUCCUCAUGAGGGACAUGCAGCGCAUCGAGAGUGUGCUGUCCUCGGAACAGCUCCGCCAGGUGGAGGAGAUGAAGAAGAAAGACCAGGAGGAGGAUGAGGAGGAUGAGGAGGAGAGGCUGAAACAAGUGAAGGGGCUGCAGGAGGAGGAUGUGGGAGACAACACCGAGCCUCUGGAGGAUUCUUUCCUCGGGCUGAGUAUCGAGGAGCCUCAUGCCAACCACAGCGCCCACGGCUCCAUGCACUCUUUAGACACUGACGUGGUGACGGGCGGCCCCAUGGAUCCCUACAAGGAAAACCUGCGGCGAGUCCAGUCAACGGACAGCCUCGGCUCCUCGCUGUCCGUCCAGCAGGGCCUCGGCGGCCACAACCACAAGGCCAAGUCGGCCAGCCACUUGGACGAGUCGGACUUUGGGCCCUUAGUGGGGGCCGACUGCAGCGUGACGGACACUAGCUUCGGCGAAACCUCGUCCAUCAGCUCCAUGAAGCUGACGGGGAGCCACUUCCUGCUGACUAAAGACCAGGAGAAGGCCAUCAAGGCCAUGACGCCUGAGCAGGAGGAGACGGCGUCGCUGCUGUCCAGCAUCUCCCAAGCACCGGACACCGCCUUCUUAUCGCCGGCGGGCUACAGGCUCGUCAGCGACAGCGAGUGGAACCUGCUGCAACAAGAGGUGAAAAACGCCGGCAGGAAGCUCGGCCGACGUUGUGACAUGUGCUCCAACUACGAGAAGCAGCUGCAGUCCAUCCAAGGACAAGAGGCCGAGACACGAGACCAGGUGAAGAAACUGCAGGUGAUGCUUCGUCAGGCCAACGAUCAGCUGGAGAGGACGAUGACGGAGAAACAGAAUUUGGAAGAUUCGGUCAAACUGGGCAACGAGGAAACUGCCGCUAAGGUGUCCGCCUUCAUGCAAAGAGUCCAGGAGUCAGAACUGCUGCUCAGCACACUUCAACAGGCCUUCAGUGAUGCAAAGGGGAACACACAGGACCAGAUGGCGGUGCUGGUGAAGUCGAGGGAGCAGGUGGCAGACGAACUGAGCCGACUGCAGAGAGACAACGAGAGCUUGCAGGGAAAACACAGGCUGCACGUAGAACUGCAGCAACAGGAAGAUUUCCAGAUGCCCAAUACUGUGCAAGAGCUCCAUGGCCUGGUGGUGCAGCACCGCGAGGACCUGGUGGCGUUGCGGACGGCCGCUGAUCACAUGGAGGAGAAGCUGAAAGCUGAGAUUCUGUUUCUGAAGGAUCAGAACCAGGCGGAGCAGUGUCUGAAGGAGAACCUGGAGGAGACUCUGCAGCUGGAGAUCGAGGGCUGUAAGGAGGAGAUAGCGUCGUUCUCCAGUCUGAAGACUGAGCUGGAGCGAAUAAAGGCGGAGAAGGAGAAGCUGCAGAGCAGUCUAGCGGAGAAGACCGAGACGCUGGAGAGCAUCCAGGGCCUGAGGAUCAGCCUGGAGCGCCAGCUAAGAGAGCUCGCCACCGCAAAGAGCGCACUAGAGAGUCAGGUGUUUGACGAGAAAGACAAAGCUCUGCGACUGCAGACGGAGCUGGAUGUCAGCGAGCAAGUUCAGAAGGACUUUGUCAAACUUUCUCAGACCCUUCAGGUGCAGCUGGAGCGAAUACGACAGGCGGAGUCGUUGGACCGAAUCAAAGUCAUCCUCAAUGACACCGACUUGACGGACAUCAACCACCUCCCGGACACAUGAUCCCCACCCCACCCCCACCCCUCUUCUUUUCUCUCAUCACUGGCCCCAAUAACAUUAUUGAUCUGACCCUUCCCCCUCCUCCUUCCCCCCCACCCCCUCCUCCAUAACCACCACAGAAGAAGAGUUUGAAAGGACAGACCAGGCAAUGAGGAGCCUUAUUUGUGUGAAUUAAGAGUCUUGGAAACACACCGUGGAUAGAAUAAUGAAGAACACUACUACUACUACUACUACUACAACUACAACAAAAAAAAAAAAGGAAAAAUGUAAAUACCUAAAAGUGCGACUGGACGGAGGGCGUCCAUCUUCCUGUUUGUCUGUGUCUCGUUUCUACUGUAGAUAUAUGACUGUCUGUAUUAGCUCAACCAAAAACGCAAAAAAAAAAAAAAAAAAAGGUUUGUCGUCUUCUAAAAGCACUUUUCAUCUGCAGCUUCUCUUUCCGGGUAAAUAUAGGAAACUAUUGGAUGCAUAACUUUCCUCCGUCUAGUUCCCAGAGCGGGUGAUAAUCGCUUCCUUGUUCCACUCGCUGGUUCUUUCCCACCUCCUGUUCUUUCUGUGACGUUUCCCACUUUGUUCUGGUCAUUUUCACCUUGUGACAAAGAGGCAAUGAAGGAGAUUCAUGGAGAAACACUCGCACAUCACUUAACUGGGAUAAAUUGAGCAAUCCUCUCCACAUCUUAAACAUUACAUACUGUAUCUUUGCUUUGUUCUUAACGUCUUGACACUUUCUUUUUUUUAAGCUGCAGAAAUACAGUGAAGAAACAUUCAUGUGUUGUUGCUAAGUUUUAUUUUUCACACUUGUUUCUUGAUUGUUUCAAGAGAUGGUGUGUUGUUGUUUUUAAGUGUGUUUGUACGAGGUACGUCUCCACAGUAUUUAGAGGACUUUGGUGUUUUAAAGGGGUAGUUUGGUUUCAGUCGCACAAUAACACAAACACAAUAAAUGUUGUUAUGGAGUCUGGUAUCUUUGAAGAGAGCAAAGAUAACUGCUGUGGUUCUGAUAUUGAUUGAGAGGCGUGUCACACAACCACACUUUAAAACAGUCAAACUGUCUCUUUUUGGACACAGAAGUUGUCUGAGUAAAAAAAAAAAAAAAAAAUAAUGGUUUGGUGAAGAAGAGGUGUAAAUGGAAAAUAAUUGAUUUUAAAACACACUGCUCCUUUUUUUUUUUUUUUAUAGAUAGAUUUUUUCUUUAUUUAAAUCUAAAGCUUCUUGAGGGGCUUUUAGAUCCCAAUGAAAGAGUUCACCAUCACAACACUUUGACAAGAAGUUUCUGUUCUGUGUGAGAGGCUGGGAGGGGAGGGCUUCAUUCAUCACUACAGGAGAUGCUGCGGUCUUUGAAGCUACUAAUGGAUCUGAUUAAUAUCAUCUUAAAGUGUUCAUGUGUUUAGAAAGCAAACCUUUAAUAAUUAAAACAGGAACAAACCUUUCUUUGUAACUUCCCAAAUCCGGCUUUGGACGUCGACUUCAUUCAACGCCACGAAUGUUCUCGACGAGCGACUUCAAAUCGUUCAAACAAGUCCUUUUUUUAAAUUUUACUAUAGAAGUUUAUUCAACACACAUCAAGUGUUUACGCAGGUUUUUUUUCUGAAUAUUUGUUCUCCCGACAAAACAAAGAUAAAGUUAAAGGGCCCUCUGCGGAUAUCUCUCCCGUCAGUUUGAACUCUUUGAUUCUUCCAGCGCCUGAGUUCAGAUGAAACCAGGUACACAACGUCACACCUUUUCGUUUGGCACUGAUUAAAGUGGAAAAAUCACUUCCGAAAACUAAUAGGAAUAAUAUGAUUUUUCAGAACCGUGGCUAAUAUUUUCUGUUAUGCUCACUCUUUCAAGCUGUUUCUCAGCAGCUGGCAGUCAUGCUCUCCUUGAAUGAAUGAAUUUGAUGACAGAUAAGAGGUUGAAUUGUUGUGAAAAAAAAUAUUCCGGAAUGGAUACAUACAUACAGCAGCUUUGUAAGGUUCAAGGACACGUCAAUCUCUGUUGUUUUUGUUUUAAUGUGCAUGAUUUGCAUCUCCUCCUGUUGCACAUGUCUGUACUGUAGAUAUCUUGAGUUGAUAUUUAUGAAAGAUUCCUUCAAUGUGUUAUGAGAGGACGUUUUGGGCAAACCAGCCUGAAGUUGCACUGACGGGAAAACCAUGUUGUUUUUCUUUUGUUUCCUUUUGCCUGUAUAAUUGUGGGCUAACGUCCGAGAACUGAUGAAUUUAAGAGAAGAUAUUUUAUAGGGUGAGAUCUGGAUGAUGUUUUUUCUUCUGAACGGCCUUAUUGCAUUAUGGCUUGGUGUGUUUUAAAUUUUAUUUGUGACAUUUAAUGUCUGUUUAUUACGGGGAGACAUUUGUUUCGUGGCUCAUACAGCCUUAAUAUGGAGCUCAUUGCAUCAUCAUCACAUAUUUUGUUUGAAUAAUUUCUGGUCUAACAUUAAUUAAUUAUUUAAUAAAAACAAUGUGUAUUGAAUCCCAAA